AAACGAUAACGGGGAAAUAGAAAAAAACAAUCUGUCAGAGAGCGCAGAGAAAUACAGUGACCGCAUCUUCGCAUUCAGUGGAGAGCGAGAGACGCGGGGAGAGGGAGUACGUGAUUAUAUACUGGACUCGUGGAGCCGCGAUGCGUCGCCUCCCGUGAGCAGCUGAGCUCCAGCGGCAGCGGCCGCCUCUCUGCGCAUCACCUGUGGCUUCAGCCGGGAGUUCGCUCGCGCUCCUCUCCUCCCGCGCGCCACCGCAGGAUCCCGCCGCCGACACCAGGAUGGGCCGCGCCGACCAGCUGCGUCAGCACCACGCGCACGAGCGUCGCGAGUCGCUCCGUCUCCGUCCAGGUGGCGCGAGGAGGACGAGCUGAAGGAGGAGGGCAAGGAGGCAGGAGGAGGGCGGAGGAGGAAAUCCCGCGAGAGAACAAGACUCAGACGGGCAUAUACAUGUAGGGAGCAGAGCGAGAGCAGAGAGCGAACCGCCGCACGUGAGGCGCGCGAGACCCCCGGGGAGAAGGGACUAAGCGUUCAUUUGAAGGAGAACAGCCUUUAUUUUUUUAUAUUUUUUCACACAUAAGGACAUUCUCCGAGCAAAGACCGACCAGAUGAAUCCCAUGACACAGCUGUACUACAAGAAGGCGACGUACUCGCCGUACCGCGACCGCAUCCCACUUCAGAUUGUUCGGGCUGAAGUGGAGCUGUCUGCGGAGGAAAGGGCCUACCUCACCGCCGUAGAGAAAGGCGACUAUGCAGGGGUCAAACAUGCCCUUCGUGAGGCAGAGGUCUACUACAACAUGGACGUCAACUGCCUGGACCCGCUGGGCCGCAGCGCGCUGCUCAUCGCCAUCGAGAACGAGAACCUGGAGAUCAUGGAGCUCCUGCUGGACCACGGCAUCCACACGGGCGACGCGCUGCUCUACGCCAUCAGGAAGGAAGUGGUCGGCGCCGUGGAGCUGCUGCUGUCGCACAGGAGGCCCAGCGGAGAAAAACAGGUUCCGUCGCUGAUGAUGGACAGUCAGUUUUCAGAGUUCACCCCGGACAUAACUCCCAUCAUGCUCGCUGCUCACACCAACAACUACGAAAUCAUCAAACUACUUGUACAGAGAAAGGUCACUAUCCCCAGACCACAUCAGAUACGGUGUGAUUGUGUUGAAUGUGUGUCCAGUUCAGAGGUUGACAGCCUUCGACACUCCCGUUCUCGACUCAACAUCUACAAGGCCCUGGCCUCGCCCUCUCUCAUUGCACUUUCUAGUGAAGAUCCCAUCCUCACCGCCUUCAGACUGGGCUGGGAACUCAAAGAACUUAGCAAGGUAGAGAAUGAGUUUCGUCAAGAGUAUGAGGAGCUAUCGCAGCAGUGCAAACGUUUCGCCAAGGAUCUUCUGGAUCAGGCCAGGAGUUCUCGAGAACUGGAGACUAUCCUGAACCACAGAGACAAUGAUCAGAGCGAGGAACUGGACCCCAGACAGUGCCACGACCUAGCAAAGCUCAAACUGGCCAUCAAGUACCACCAAAAAGAGUUUGUGGCGCAGCCGAAUUGCCAGCAGCUUCUGGCGACACUGUGGUACGACGGCUUCCCAGGCUGGAGGAGACGGCACUGGGCGGUCAAACUGGUCACGUGCUUCAUCAUCGGGCUCCUGUUCCCCGUCUUCUCACUGAUCUACCUGUUGGCUCCUAAAAGCGCUCUGGGACGCUUUAUCAAGAAGCCCUUCAUCAAGUUCAUCUGUCACACGGCGUCCUACCUGACCUUCCUCUUCCUGCUGCUGCUGGCCUCGCAGCACAUCGCCCGCACCAACCUGCACAUGCAGGGUCCGCCGCCCACCAUCGUGGAGUGGAUGAUUCUGCCCUGGGUGCUCGGCUUCAUCUGGGCAGAGAUUAAGGAGAUGUGGGAUGGGGGAUUCACAGAGUACAUCCACGACUGGUGGAACCUGAUGGACUUCGCCAUGAACUCCCUCUACCUGGCCACUAUAUCACUGAAGAUAGUGGCCUACGUGAAGUACAAUUCCUCUCGGCCGCGGGAGGAGUGGGAGAUGUGGCAUCCGACGCUAAUAGCUGAGGCUCUGUUUGCCAUUGCCAACAUCUUCAGCUCGCUCAGGCUCAUCUCGCUCUUCACGGCGAACUCCCACCUGGGGCCCCUGCAGAUCUCAUUAGGGAGGAUGCUGCUGGACAUCCUCAAGUUUCUCUUCAUUUAUUGUCUGGUCCUGCUGGCGUUUGCCAAUGGUCUGAACCAGCUGUAUUUCUACUAUGAGACCAAGGCGUCGGAGGAGCCCAACAACUGCAAAGGCAUCCGCUGUGAGAGGCAGAACAACGCCUUCUCAACGUUAUUUGAGACUCUUCAAUCACUGUUCUGGUCCAUAUUCGGGCUGUUAAACCUCUACGUUACCAAUGUGAAGGCCCGGCACGAGUUCACGGAGUUCGUCGGGGCGACCAUGUUCGGGACGUACAACGUCAUCUCUCUGGUGGUUCUGCUCAACAUGCUGAUUGCCAUGAUGAACAACUCCUACCAGCUCAUCGCUGACCACGCGGACAUCGAGUGGAAGUUUGCACGCACCAAACUCUGGAUGAGUUACUUCGACGAGGGCGGCACCCUCCCGCCUCCCUUCAACAUCAUCCCCAGCCCCAAGUCCUUCUGGUACCUGCUCAGGUGGCUCCACAAUAAACUGUGCAGAAGUGGUCAGCCGCCCGGGGAGGACACGCACAAAUGUGAAAAUCUCAGAGAGUUCACAGAGCGUCACGCCGACAGCCUGAUCCAGAACCAGCAUUACCAGGAAGUGAUCCGGAACCUGGUGAAGAGGUACGUUGCAGCCAUGAUACGCAGCGCCAAGACAGACGAAGGACUGACGGAGGAGAACUUCAAGGAGUUGAAACAGGACAUUUCCAGCUUUCGUUACGAGGUCCUGGAUUUACUCGGCAACCGGCGUCCUCCUCGGCGCCACUACUCCUCCUCCAGCGAGACGGUGAAAGACGACGGUGCCAUGGCCUCAGAGGACGACAGCGAAUCAGGGGACAUUGGUGGAGUGGGAGGUCAAAGGUCGAAGGGCGUGACCUUCAUGACGCCGCUGGAGGACGACGUCGGGCCCACACCGACGCUCGGCGUCUCUGCCUUGGUGCGCUCCAUUUCAGGCAUGACCCGGGGCGAGAAGGGGGAGGAGGGGGAGGAGGGGGAGCUGGAGGAGGGCCUUGUGUGGGGGGAGGAGGAGGAGGAGGAGGAGGGCAAACCAAAGAGCAACGGGCUGAAGACAGCGGUCAUCUCCCCGUCCUCCACCGCCGCCCUCCCCUCGCCGUCGUCCUCCUUCUCCUCGGCGCUGUCGUCGUCGCUCGCCCGCACGCGGAGCCGCCUGCAGCGCCUGUCGGCGCCGCGGACGAAGACGGACUCGUUCAAGCGCCUCUCCUACCUGUUCUCCCGCUCCAAGCGCCGCGCUCCGCCCAUGCCCCUCCCCCUCCAGUCCCCGCCCUCCUACACCAUCUCCGACGGGCUGCUCCGCCCCCUGGGGAGCCACAGCCGCUCCGACUUUGGACUCAGCGACGUGACCAGAAGCGAGACGCGCCUCAAUGAGGUGGGCCGCUCGGUCGACAUCGGCAACGCGUCCUUCUCGCCGCGGCGAACCAACGGGCGGGACUCGCUGCUGACGCUGCCCCUCCCGCCCCCGUGCCCCUGCCAAUCCCUGCACUGUGCUUCCAACAUGUCCGAGUCCAGCUCGCGCCUCCUGGACUCCAGCGAGGACGUUUUCCAGGUCGGCGGCAUCGGGGGCGCGGGGGAGCGCGGCGUCGCCGGGGGGGACGGAGGGGGGGGGCUGAUGGUGAUGGGCGGGUGGGUGGGGCCGUGCGACAGCGUCAUAGAGGACAACUGUGAUGUCAUAGAGGACUCGGUGACGACGCAACUGUAGGAGAGACCGUUGCCAAACUGUUUGUUUUUUUUCUUUUCUUCGUUUGCGAAACGGAUGAACACGUGCAGAGGAAGAGCGACGGAGAGAGAGGAGGGGGGGGGGGCGACCCGGAGACAAGACUCUGCAGUUGGAGUAUGCAACGGAGCGGAUCGGUGGGAGCAUCUGCAUCCUGGAGCGGCAGGUGGCGGUGGUUUAGAAGGUUUAGAAAGGAAAGCGCUCGCGUUUCCUCUCUGAGAUUAUGAAACGUAAUUAUUAUCAAAUUACAAGAAGCCAAAGUAACAUUUCGCAAUGGAAAUAAAGUCCCUGUGCGGUUUCAAAGACAAUAUGCCGACUUUCCCUUUAACCGAAGUCCAGACCUUCAAAUGAGGAAUCUAACCACUGGAGGUUUAAUGGAGCCACUGUUCUGCGGAACAUAAUGAACUGAAAGGAAAUGGUCUCGCGUCAAAUGUGACUACUUCAAAAUCAGCAAAACUACGAGGACGGGAGGAAUAAUCUGCUUCAGCUCUGCAGUUUGGAGGAUUUUACUCAGCGGGAUCAGCAUGAAACCAUUGCUCUGCUCUUAAUAGUCUGCACCCUCUCUCUCUGCAUCAACAAGGGCCAAGGAACUUUAUUUUAUCCUUAUUACAGUUACUACUAGUAAUAAUAAUAACAAAUAUAAUAAUAAUAAUGAAUUAUACUGGUUUCUAAAGACUGUGUUUGCUUCUAUUUGAGUUGCCAACAAUAUUCUGGCUUCUCGUUCAGCUCUUCCUUAAUAAGUACACUUUAUCCUGAUGAAUUAAUAAUAUAUGGUGAAAUUCAUUGUGUGGAGAAGAUGGUGGAUGGAUGAAUGUGUGGGAAAAUUAAGGGAAAGGAACGAGGCAGGAACAGAAGAGUGGGAAGGAGCUGAAUGACAAAUGUAUGCAAAGGGAAAUGAAGGUAUGACGGAAAGCAAUAGAAAAGUAAUGAAGGGAGAACGGAGACGCCGAGAAAGACACAGGGACUAGUUUGCCUUUCUGUCUGGGAAAAAUCUGUUCUAAAGGGAAAUUUCACCAGAGUUUCAUCACGGUUUUAUUUUUUUCCGAAGUCGCUCGUCGCGGCGACUUCAAAAGGGUGGCAUGAACAGAGGCUGUUGAAUAUUACUCUGGUUAAUGUACGACUGUCAGCAGUGAAACAGAGAAAUUAUGCAUGUUUGAUCAAAAACCUGCAGCUCACACACACACACACACACACACACACACACACACACACACACACACACACACACUGGGAUUAUCAGAUAGUGUGAUGAGUAGCUCCAGGCCAAAUGUUUUACCCCUUGAGAUCCCUCGAUCGUUGGAUCUUCUUAUUGUACAUCCCAUUUUCCAUUUCUCCCGUUUUCCAUUUUCCUUUCCCCCCGACACUGUGCAUAGACACACACACACACACACACACACACACACUUGCUGGUCUGUCCAGCAGAGGCUGUGACCUCGCUUGACAGCGACAGCAGCAAAGACCCUCAACCCGUCCAUGAAUCAAUGGCCCACAUGUCAUGCCGUAACCAUGGAGAUUUGACUAGUCGCUCAGCAUCCUGUAAUCAUGAUGUCACAUUCACAGGAAGCUACUGGGCAUCCUGGUGCUGCGGCUCAGCGGUUAGUGAUGGCGUUCAUCUCUAUUGCAUUUAAAACAAUGAAGGCUUUCCAUCUGCGUCCCAUCAGCAACAGAGAACAACAAGUAUGUGGAAGUGCAUGCGGCUGCAUAUUAAAAUGGUAAAAAACAUUUAAAGGAAUUUAAGAACGUAUUCAUCAUAUGAAAAUGUAAAAUAGCAUUUAGAUCAAAAACUUUUAAAUUAUCCCAUGAUCCCCUGAAGGACUCCAGGCUUUUAAUAAAUCAAUGGUCUGGUCGUUUUGCUAAGUCUGAGGAAGUGUAUUGAUUUCAGUUCAGUUAAGGAGAGAAAUCACAUUUAAUCUGCAUGGAGGAAUUAAACCGUAAGGCAAAACUAAAUAUCUAAUGAUUUAAAACACCGGAAAGUGCUGAUUCAUGAGACGGAUGACUCAGGGCAGGAGAGGGGGGAGGGGAUGACUUCAUUAUUGUUUCUUACCAGGCUCCUGAAAAAUGGAGGACUGGCACAUCAGAGGAUCAAAACCAGUGGAGGCUGAGACGCUCGGUCCCACAGGACUCAGAAUCAGACACAGAAUCAGACCGUCCUUAAGCUGCUGCGUCAGGAGUAACACCUUUGUUUAGAGGAACAUGAUGCGGGACAUGAAGGACAUGGAGUCCUGGACCAAACCUACCUGACCUUCAGCCACAACAUUCACAUGGAAACAUGGAAACUUGGAUUCAUGCAUUUAUAUCAAAUCUGGGGCCAAAUUGGACCCAGUUCAGUGAAGAGGUUGUCCCUUUACCAGCCUACAGUAAACAGCACAGACUAUGUCUGCCUAGUGCACAUACAAACGCAGGCCGCAGGAGUCACUCAGUCCCAUUGAGUUCUUACAAUCGCAGAUACAGCUUUGAAUCAUAAGAGUGUCAGAGCUGGACUACAUCACCGUGGUCUGGACACGACCCUCGCAGAUUUCCUCCACACAACCCACUAUCAAACUCGCAAUAUGCAUUACACACGCACAGGCUAUUGUCCUGUACACAAGAGUAUUAUCUGAACAGGUACCAGCUGAGGAGAAGAGAAUUUUACCAAACACCUAUUUUUCUAUUUUCAACGGAUGAAAGCCAAGCAAAGCCUCAGGGGAACAGUGAAGUCACCGAUCACCUGUUCCCACGGAGUCUGCACAUGGAAGCAGCGUGUUAGAGGCCAGAGUGUUGUAAGCACAAUGACCACACGGCUACAGCAGAUUAAUGAAUGUUUAAGACCCGCGGUUAAAAGGGUGAUCACGCAAAUACAUAAAUAAGACAAACUCAGUAUUAGAUGCGCUGAUGUCAUACACUGUGGCAUUAUUACAUUUACUGCAGUGAAUGAGUAAUGGUUCACCGUACAGUAACAUGAUUUAUGGGCACGUCCACCUCAUGUUUAACGUCUCAUUCAAAACACUGUCAGGUGAAUGUAGAGAUGCUGACAGAGCACCGGUGAUUAAUUCAAAUAAUGCUUCAAUUAAUAAAGUUUCGGCUGUCGUGUGUUUGCUGAAAGGUCAACACACACGCAUAAUAACCCGGGACUUGUAGGGACACACGUACUGUUAGACACACAGAUGACUGAUAAUCAAUCAGAGGGAUCAAUGCAGGUCCUACCUCUCUGAGCCCCCUGUGGGCCUGUUUAACCUGCUGCAGGGAUCAUUGAUCCAGCCAAAAUCCAUAAUUAAUCUGUAGAGUCGCUGAUUGAUCUGCGUUCACGUAGACGAGGCGCGUACGGUAUGAUGCGGUGUGUGUGUGUGUGUGUGUGUGUGUGUCUCACGUUAGCCUGGUUCAGGGAGAUGCUGGUGUUUCUGGGACAACGUUUACACGCACGGGACGCGCGUUGAUGUGAACGGACAGCGGAGCGCGGAGGGCAGAGGCACAAGGUUGCGCUCAUGCAUUAUUCACACUCACCUACGACCGCCGACCAGCUGCAGUUUGACUGUAAAUUGUGUGAGACGGCUUGAACCUCCAGUCCACUUUAACGACCCCACACACACACACACACACACACACACACACACACAGCCCUAUCAGUCCUGCCUUCAAGGCCACAGCCCCGUCUGCUGUUGUAGAUCCGAUGGACUGAGGUUCACACUCGCUGAUGCUUUUCUCUGUGAAACCACCGAUCGCAUCUCAUCACCAGCUGCACCUCCGUGUCGUUUCAUUGGUCCAGCUACUCAUCACACUUGCGUACACAACACUCAUAUACGGCAUCGUUCAGGUUCCCCCCUCACCUUCUAAAGGGAUUUAAGCUUUAAGAAUAACAACCUGUCCUUGUUUUCCUUUAUACUUUGGAUUUCCACAUGGGUGAAUGUAUGACUGUGUUAUUUUUCUAGAAGCGGACGGCUAGCGCAUGUUGACUCUUUAAUAAAGGCAUCCUUAGAAAACA
Molecule: messenger RNA, 7857 nt
Organism: Betta splendens (Siamese fighting fish)
Lineage: Eukaryota; Metazoa; Chordata; Actinopteri; Anabantiformes; Osphronemidae
Gene: trpc5a
Product: transient receptor potential cation channel, subfamily C, member 5a
Exons: 18
Coding region: 606-3884 (1092 amino acids)
Biological process (GO): regulation of cytosolic calcium ion concentration; calcium ion transmembrane transport; manganese ion transport
Cellular component (GO): cation channel complex; membrane
Molecular function (GO): protein binding; store-operated calcium channel activity; inositol 1,4,5 trisphosphate binding
Source: RefSeq, a predicted model, not a curated record